This is a messenger RNA of Papaver somniferum (opium poppy), 1932 nucleotides long. RefSeq lists its product as uncharacterized. Gene Ontology annotation, biological process: regulation of transcription by RNA polymerase II. Gene Ontology annotation, molecular function: RNA polymerase II cis-regulatory region sequence-specific DNA binding; DNA-binding transcription factor activity, RNA polymerase II-specific; protein dimerization activity. The record is from RefSeq and is a predicted model, not a curated record. The transcript has 16 exons. The coding region runs from base 1 to 1932 and encodes 643 amino acids. Lineage: Eukaryota; Viridiplantae; Streptophyta; Magnoliopsida; Ranunculales; Papaveraceae.
AUGGGACGUCAUAAAGUCACUAUCAAGAAGAUAGAAGAUGCAACAAGGAGUCAAAUAACGUUCUCCAAACGUAGAAAUGGUUUGAUUAAAAAGAUUCAUGAACUGUCAACUCUUUGUGAUGUUGAUGUAGCUCUUGUAGCCUUCUCACCUUCCGGACGCGUUAGUCAGUACCCAAGUGAUAAUAAGAAGUUUAUGAAGACGCUGAAUCGCUACGUUUAUCUUCCAAUUCUUGAUAGAGACUAUGACGUAGAUGAUCCAAAGUUUCAUCUUAAUAAGCUUGACCACAUUACGGAUGACGGCGACAAAAUUAUCGUAGUUAAUCGCGAGAUCAAACGUUACGAGCAACUAAAGGCAGUGGCGGAGCUGGAACUACAUAUGAACGAGAAUAAAUUAAGGUGUUUCGACAAAAGCCUGCCUAAGCAUGCUACUAGCUUAACUAAAAUCAGAUGGCAAAGAAAAUUCCUUACGGACAUGCUAAAUCAAGUUAGGCAGAGAAAAGAAAUUUUAAUUCAAGGGUCUCUAAUGAACGAGGAUCCACCCAUUGGUUAUCUGGUGGAUGUGGAUCAAAAAAAUUUGUACAAUCAUCUUUUUGUGGAUGGUAGUCAACCUAAUGGAUUACUGGUAAAUGGUAGUGAAGCUAAUGGAAUGCUCCAUGGUAGUUCUUUCAGUAAUAAUGGAAAAUCAUCCAUGGUUUUGUCACCUAAGAAGUCAACUGGUUUACGGGUUAAUAAUUACCAAGUUCAACGUAUGGACAUGCCAUUAGGCUCAAAAUCCUCAUUUCUGAACAACCAAUGCAGAUCUCAAGUUGAACUGAGUCAGGAUUCCAAGCUUAUGGUAGGCAGUGCACCAACCGUGUUAUUUACAGGAAAUUCAUCUACGGAUAACAACUACAAUGACAAUGAUGGGGAACAAAAUCAAGUAUUUUAUAACCCAAUAGGUAUGGGUAUGCAUGCUGACUCCUUUAUUCAGUUAUACAAGGAUAAUAAAAAGAAGAACAAGAACGUAGAAAAAUAUCAAAUGAACAUACUGAAUCAAGAACUCGAUAAUCUAGUGGGCAUGAGUUUGCAAGGUGACUCACUUCUUCAAUUAGAAAAGGAUAGCAAAAACAACAACACCACCAACGGAGGAGAUAAUCAAAUGAACAUGUUGCAUGGAGAAUACUACAACCCGAUAUGCACAUGCUUGCAUGGAAAAUACUUCCACAACCCAACAGGCACAUGCUUGCAUGUUGACGCAUUUCGUCGAACGUACAUGGAAAACAACAAUAACCGAGAAAAGACUCCAACGAUUGUUCGAUUCAUGUCAAGUCAAGUGUAUUGCUGCAACCCCAUGGAUACAAGUUCGUAUGUUAAUCCAUUUUUACUAUGCAAUAACAACAAAGGAAAAGAGAAACAAAUGGAUAUGCUGAGUCAAGAAUACGCGAGGUCUAACCCUCGACCUCAAGCAUAUGCAACAAAAGAACUAGAUAUUCGUGGGUCCCAAAUUCAAAAUUAUGAAGAUGUAUCAAACCAAGAUGUUAUACUUUAUAACAAUCAAACAUCACCGGAAAAUGCGUCUGAUGAUCUACAACAUGUAGAUGAUGACAUUGGAAUUUCGAAGGGUACAACUACGACCCUCAUGAAUGAAGCAUCGAUACCAACUUUUUCUGAUGAUUUUCUCCUAAUGGAUAAUGAGCUUUCAUUCAUGCAGGACUUGUUAAAUGAUUCAAAAAUUAGUCAGCUAGAGAUUACUUAUGUGAAUGAAGAAGCAUCGACGAAAAGUCUGUCCAUUGAUUUGCACCAAAUAGAUGAUGAUCUUUCCUUCCUACAGGAAACUGGCAACGCGAACAGAGCAUCAACCACAAUUCCGUCUAGUCAUUCAUUCCCGACAGAUGAUGAUCUUUCCUUUUUGCAGGUAUUUGUCCAUGUUAGCCAUGUUUUUUCGGCUUACUAA